AUGAGUAAAGUCAAACCAAGAAAAACCAUGGUUUUCGAAGAUAAACUAGAAAAUUUUAGCCCAAAGCGAAAGAAACAUGGUUUGCAUGUAUCUAAACCUGUACCUUGUACAAUUGGUGAUAGGCUAAACAUAGCAAUUUUGUUAUUUUUGUACACAUUACAAGGGGUCCCACUCGGACUUUCAGCAGCUAUACCAAUAACAAUGCAGAAGAAACAUAUAACAUACAAAGAACAGGCCAAAUUUAGCUUUUCUACAUGGCCAUUUAGUUUAAAACUAUUAUGGGCACCUAUAAUCGAUUCUAUAUUUUGGCCAAAGUUUGGUAGAAGAAAAACCUGGCUUGUUCCUGUACAAUACUUAAUUGGUUUUUUUCUGUUAUUUUUGGCAAUGAACAUCAAUGAUUGGCUAGUGUUUACAGAAGAUCCAAACACUACAUUUUUGACAUUAAUGUUUUUUUGUUUAAACUUCUUAGCAGCUACACAAGAUAUUGCCGUUGAUGGUUGGGCAUUAACAAUGUUAAGAAAAGAAAAUGUAGGAUAUGCCUCAACAUGUAAUAGUGUAGGUCAGACAAUAGGUGCUUUUCUUGGCUAUGUUGUGUUUAUAACAUUAGAAUCACCUACUUUUUGUAAUAAAUGGCUACGAUUUACUGAAAGUACAGAGGGUUUAAUCACAUUACAAGGUUUUUUAUAUUUCUGGGGCUAUACAUUUAUGAUUGCUACAACAUUGGUAGCUAUAUUUAAACAUGAAAACAACGAAUCAUCUCAACAUGAUAGCCAUGAUUUAAAUUUAUAUCAAACAUAUAAGCUUCUUGGAGAUAUUAUGAAAUUACCAAGCGUUAAAACCUUAUCAAUAAUAUUACUUACUGCCAAGAUAGGAUUUAGUGCAAUUGAUGUUGUUUCUAGUUUAAAAAUCAUUGAUAAAGGUAUUCCUAAAGACGAUAUUGCUUUAAUUGGACUAUUAUCCAUUCCACUCCAAAUUAUUAUACCGGUAUUGAUAACCAAGUAUACAGCCGGACCCAAACCAAUGAAUAUAUAUUUAAAAUCUAUACCCUACAGAUUAUUAAUUGGUAUUGUCAUUGCCGCCAUUGUUUACUUUACACCAUAUUUUAUUGAUCAAGAUGGUAAUGUUUCAAUGUUCUAUUAUAUAUUAGUAUUGAGUUCAUUUUUACUACAUCAGUUGACUAUGUACUCAAUGUUUGUGGCCGUGAUGGCAUUUUUUGCCCGUAUAAGUGAUCCAUUAUUUGGUGGUACUAAUAUGACUUUGUUAAAUACAUUAACAAAUUUAGGAGGCGCUUGGGCUAAUACUGCUGCAUUAUGGAUGACUGAUUUUCUGACGUACAAACAAUGUUCAACCAAUGGAAAUAACACAUGUUCCACUGAAACAGAAAUUAAUGCUUGUCAAACAUCAGAUGGAAAGUGUGAAAUUACAAUUGAUGGAUUUUAUUUAGAAACUUUCCUUUGUACAAUUUUUGGAAUCAUGUGGUAUCAAUAUUUUUCAAAAAUUAUACGUAACUUACAAUCUAAAGACCUGAAACAUUGGCAUGUUGAUGCUAAAAAACAUUCGAAAUUAUAA
This is a messenger RNA of Macrosiphum euphorbiae (potato aphid), 1569 nucleotides long. The record is from the annotation of a GenBank genome assembly. Lineage: Eukaryota; Metazoa; Arthropoda; Insecta; Hemiptera; Aphididae.